UCCACCAGUUGCAUCUGAUCACUGAAGCGGUUUGGAAUUUAGUUAAGUAUUUGAUCAACCGGAUCUGUACAAAACAACAGAUUUCUUCUGUUUAAGGACAGCUUCUCCAUCCACCAGGCAAAAUGUGCACAGGGAAAUGCUCCAAGGUUAUUGCCAUCCCUCUCUAUGUACUGGCUCUGCUGUCAGUCAUCUGCAACAUCAUGCUCUUCUUCCCUGACUUCACCACUGAGUAUGCAAGUGCAGACAGCGAAAGUGAGCCAAAGCUCACAGACGAAGUGAAAUAUAUGGGAGGCUUUAUCGGAGGAGGAAUCAUGAUCCUUAUUCCUGCCAUUCACAUUCAUCUGACAAGCACAAAGGGCUGCUGCGCCAACCGCUGUGGGAUGUUCCUGUCCAUUGGGUUUGCUGCGCUUGGUGUGGCAGGAGCCAUUUACAGUCUGGCCGUUGCAGCUGUGGGUCUUCAAAAUGGGCCAGUUUGUCGUUAUGUGGCAGAUAAUGGCGCUGAAGUGUGGGGAAGACCCUUUUUGAACACUUCUGGAAACUAUCUGGGUCACAAGGACACUUGGGACAGGUGUUUGAAACCAGAGAAUGUGGUCGAAUUCAACUUGGGGCUGUUCUCCACUCUGCUGGUGGCCGCCUCCCUGGAGGCCGUCCUCUGUGCCUUCCAGAUGAUCAACGGACUGUUCGGCUGUAUCUGUGGAACCUGCUCCAAUAAGGAUGAGGAUUAAAGCGAAGCAGAUCAACUUCACACCAUGACUUCUUGACGAAGACCUGACAUAGAUUUUUCACCAUCAUUGUCAUCAUUCUCUUUUCCAUGAUAUUUAAGACAAUAGUUUACGCCUAUCUGGCAACACUACAGGUUUGCUGUUUGUGCUUUAAAUGUGCUAACAUGGAUUCGUCAAGAGGAUUGACUGGGAUCACUGCUGAUUGUUUCUUUUGUUUGCAUUUCUUUAAAGAUUAAAAUGUCAAAUUUAAACUCAGAUUCAUUAUGUAUUUGAGCUUGUAAAGUUGUUUUCAAUGUUUUUGUAAUAAAACUGUUAACACAUCAUA
Molecule: messenger RNA, 1047 nt
Organism: Poeciliopsis prolifica (blackstripe livebearer)
Lineage: Eukaryota; Metazoa; Chordata; Actinopteri; Cyprinodontiformes; Poeciliidae
Gene: tm4sf21b
Product: transmembrane 4 L six family member 21b
Exons: 5
Coding region: 123-725 (200 amino acids)
Cellular component (GO): membrane
Source: RefSeq, a predicted model, not a curated record